AGUGCAGCCACAUCAACAUCACCAGCAGGUUUGGAGGUAUAGCCGCAGCCGGCUCAGCGCCGAGGGGCCCACGGCUCAUUUUGCUUUGUAUUUCGCGGCUAAUUGCUUCGCAGUUACGUUAAUUGUGCCGUACCAGUGUUAAAUCGCAAAGGACCAGCCUGGUUUACUUCAGCGUGUUUCAGUCGUUCAACGACUCCAGAGUCGGGGCUUUCAGAGCUGUGGCCGUCGGAGGAAACAGUACCGGCGGGGCCAUUCUUUAGGAAGAGCCUGAGCAGAGCCUACCGAGUGUGCCUAGAGAACGCAAUUUUGUUGACAUCUUUGAAAGCUGCACGAUGCCUUCGAUGCCGCUGUCCUGUAAAGAAUGCUGCAUGCAGUUCACCGGCCCUGUGCCUUACAUGGAUCACAUGCAGAGCGCCAAACACAAGAAGAAAAUGGCGUCUCUGAAUCAGACUGACGCAUCGGCUCCGGCUACGGACUCCAAAGGAGUGGCUGCCGUCAAAGGAAGCUCCAUAUUGAGGCAUCCGCUGCCGUUCGCGUGCAAGCUGUGCAACGUUUCGAUGAACUGCGAAGCUGCCCUGACAGCCCACAAUAAGGGAAAAAGGCAUCAGCGUGCGUUGAAAAGUCAAGGCACCAUCCAGCAGUCGACCGAGGAGUCCUACGCUGGCUCUGCGAUGGCCACGUCAUCAGUCGUCACUCCAACUCAAGCGCCGUCCACGGCGGAAGACCUUUCCUGCGAGUUCUGCGGCAUCGUGCUUUUCAAGAGUAUGGAGUACAAGGUGCUACACCUGGAGACAGACGCACACCGGAAGAACAAGCAGUGGGCUGUGGCACAGCAAGGGUAUAAGGACGAACGCGAAGAGCCGAUCCUGAAAAGGCAGAAAACAUCUGACUACCAGGAAAGCGAAGUGACCGGAGGUCCUAAUGGCGGGUAUAACGAGUACGGAGGCUCGUACGAGUAUAAUGAGCACGGAGGCCCUAACGAUGGCUACGGUGCGUACGGAGGCCAGUGAAGUCUCUCCGCACGACACCGACGAUCGGUUCAGUCCAGGUGGUGGUUCGGGCAUUGCUGCUAAUUGGACAGAUUGAUGACCCAAAUUGCCUCCCAAUGAGUGUGACAUGUUGGCACCUGAAAACCCAUAAAAAUCACUUGUUACCUUA
Dermacentor andersoni is the source of this 1158-nucleotide messenger RNA. RefSeq names its product zinc finger RNA-binding protein-like. Gene Ontology annotation, molecular function: single-stranded RNA binding; zinc ion binding; double-stranded RNA binding. Gene Ontology annotation, cellular component: precatalytic spliceosome. The record is from RefSeq and is a predicted model, not a curated record. Lineage: Eukaryota; Metazoa; Arthropoda; Arachnida; Ixodida; Ixodidae.